This is a messenger RNA of Patiria miniata (bat star), 3248 nucleotides long. Its product is annotated as neurotrypsin-like. Gene Ontology annotation, biological process: proteolysis. The coding region runs from base 478 to 1788 and encodes 436 amino acids. The record is from RefSeq and is a predicted model, not a curated record. Gene Ontology annotation, molecular function: serine-type endopeptidase activity. The transcript has 5 exons. NCBI's taxonomy places the organism in Eukaryota, Metazoa, Echinodermata, Asteroidea, Valvatida, Asterinidae.
UCGAACACGCAAUCGCUGCAGGAUAUACACUCCUCCUCAUGUAACCUACAUCACCGACAACACCGGCGUCAUCAUCAGCAACUCCUUGUUUUCAUCAUCAUCACCAUCACUGACAUCGCUAAGAAACCUGCCAGCAUCCUCAGGGCAUACGGACUCUCCACCCGCCCACAUACUGACUUGCGGUCCAGUUCCCGCCCCCAAAACAACCGCGGACUCAUCACACGUGCGCUGACUCGUAGACGCAAUCAAUGAACAAUACUACAACGCGCGCUUAACUCCAUGACCGACCAACCACGCGCGUGGAGGACUUAGCGUUGGCGGGUAUAUAAGCGCACCGGCAAUGGGUGCCACUACGCACACGUGCCAGACCCAGUAUUUGGAGUUCAGUUCCGUUCGGACUUUCCCGCUCUUCAGCCAUUUCUUGCCCGUCCCUGGUUAAAGUCGAGCCAUCUGGAUACAGUGAGCCUCCAUAGCAUCAUGGUUCGAGGGCCACUAGGCCUGAUACCGCACAGAUCCCCGACAUGCGGACUAGUGAUAUUAAUUUCUAUCUAUUGUACGGGGCUUGCUUCGGCCUGGCGGGGUGAUGAUGGUAACACCUCCCCGGGUUUGCUUCGCGAUCCCCCGUCGCCCAUGGAGGCAGAGGUGUCCUCAGGAUACAGCCAGCCAAACACCCAUAAUGAUCCACCCAACCGAAAGCCACCAUCAUUCCCGCAUCAACCUUCUGCCUACAACAUCAUGCAACAUGCACUGUGGGACGAAAAGAUGGCGGACGACGCCGGCGACACCGGCGGGUACGAGGCCAGAAAAUGGAGCUACCUCCAGGACAGGGUCAACGAUAAUUACGUACAGAGAACUAUUGACUAUCUGCUGAACGGGAUCGAGGUCGACGCUGACGAGCAUCUCAGGGAAGAGGGACACGGGUUAGACAGCCGAAGUAUCGGUGUCCAACGGCGUUCGAGUCUCCCAGAUACGUGUGGGCGUCGAGACAUCGAGCCUGAGGUAACGAAGCGGGUGGUGUUGGGGCGUAAGGCCCGCGUUGGUCAAUGGCCCUGGUUGGUACAACUCUCGGAGAUCGGAGCCACGCAGCCGUACUGCGGUGGAACCUUACUCAGUGAUGAGUUUGUACUGACUGCUGCCCACUGCUUUGACAGACACGACCCCAAUGACGUGGUGGUGAUUAUCGGCGACUGGAACCGCCUUGCCAAGGAAGGCACCGAGCAACGGUUCCGCGUAGACUGCGUCUACAUUCACGAGGCCUACAUCCCGAGAGGAGACUACAAAGAUGACGUCGCCCUCGUACGGCUGAAGACGGACAAGAGGAAGGUCAAGAUGGGCCCUGCCGUCCAGCCGGUCUGCCUGCCCCCACAACAGAGGGCGGGCGAGCCGGAUCUGUUCAAAUCGGGGGAUAUGUGCUUUGUGGUUGGCUGGGGGUUUACGGAUCCACUGACCUACUUCAACUCCCAGCACCCGGCUAUUCUUCACGAGGCCCGCCUCCCCAUCCUCCCGCCCCAGUCCUGCCGUGACGCCUACGGAGGUCUCUACACGGACAAUAUGGUCUGUGCAGGCCACAUGACCGGUGACCACCGCACAGACGCCUGCAAAGGCGACAGCGGCGGUCCUUUGAUGUGCAGGGAGAAGACCGGUCAUUGGGUGGUCUGGGGCAUCGUGUCCUGGGGCCACAACUACUUCUGCAACGGGUCUCCGCACAAGCCCAUACCCACGGUGUAUACCAAAGUGGAGGAGUACUUGCCGUGGCUGAUGCAGAGGCUACGACUUGAUAAGUGUUAAAAGGAAGAACAGAAUUGAAAAAAAAAGACUACGUGUACUAGUCCAUGUUGAAAUGUGUUGUUAAAAAAACCAACUAUUAUUUAAAGUCAUUAUCAGAAAAUAAAUGACGAAACUAGACCAAGACGAGGUAUGGAGAAUUCAAAAUCAAAGAAGUCUUAUCAUAGUUACAAGUCAUGUCCAGUAGAUCACUCUACGGGGGUAUGUGAAAAGGGAAGAGUUUUUAGCAAUCACCACUUUUCCGGGAAGCCAUCACUUUGUAAAAUAAAGUUGAGUUUUAUUCCGCACUUUUUCAUGCCAUAAAAGGUUCCAAAGUGUACGGUUUUACUUUGCAGAAUAAGUUUACUAAAACAAUUGUGGCUUUGGUCUGUGGGUGCUGUUGUACGUGAAAUCCUAGAGAUUAAACUAAUGAUGAAAAUAAUCGCAAAUAGUCUUCAGAUUUUUAAUAGUAUUAUGCACCAUAGUGGUAGCAAUAGAAUCAUCACUAAGUGUUAGUUUUAAGGAAGUUAGUCAGAUCAUUAAGAGGUGCCAAAGAAUGUUUUUGUUUAAUAUUUCAUUCCUCGUGAAUAUUGUUGGUUGGUAAACAAAAAAAGGAAAUCAGUAUUAGAAAAUGUUAAAUUUUUUGUCCAUUAUUUCAUAUUAAAAGAAGAAAAUAUCAUUUCAGGUACUUGUAAACAUAGCACCAGUUGAUUAAAAAAAUGUAUAUUUUGUCUGAAAUACAACCUGUAUUAAAUGGUUGCGAUGUGUAUAUAGUAAGUCAAAUCGUUAUUGAUUGGCUGUAUCUGAUAGCGGUGCGCGCUAGGCCUACUUAAACUCAAAACACCUUUAGAAGUAGAAAUAACUCACUGUAAUGCGUAGCUACUUGUAGUCAGUACAUGAUGCCACACUAUUAGACAGAAAGGUUAAAAUAACUUGGGUAAAAAUAUCAGGACAUUUUCACCCUGCAUAGCCUUACUCUGGCUGAAACCAUUCGAACCUUAUUUUAUUGUAGUCCAACGCUUUCAUUCCCGAAUCUUAUUAACGAAUAAUAAUAUGAACGGGUAUUGGAUUGUGAACUGGCAAUAAUCCUAGAAUUUAAUAUCACAUACUUAAUUGUAGAUCACUGCAUUCGUAGGUAUAACUGUAAGUAUAAUCUAACUAGUACUUAAAUGCUUGCACGAUAGUUGUUGUUGUGGAUAGACUGAAAAAAAAUCACCCAUGUCCAUCAUUAAUGUCCAAGAAUAGAAGCCAUCGAAUGAGCAUUUUUUUCCUUUUAGGUGUCUUGUCACUUAUCUUUUGAAAUAAGAUCUGGUAUUUUUCCAACACUAAGCAAAACAGGAUUAACCCACUGUAGUUUUUUUUUAAAAGAAUAUCGCUGUGUGCAAAUCAACAAAAAUAAUAAAACUGAUAGAGUUUAACAGAAUCUAAGGAAAUAUUGAUGUGAUUUUAUCCCUGUUUGUGGAAUAAAAUGCCUUAACUUUUUA